Molecule: messenger RNA, 319 nt
Organism: Perkinsus marinus ATCC 50983
Lineage: Eukaryota; Perkinsozoa; Perkinsida; Perkinsidae
Exons: 3
Source: RefSeq, a predicted model, not a curated record
GGAUCGAGAGUUCACUGAGGAAGUGUUGGUCGAGUUCGGAGCUCACCCCAACAUCAUCAACUUCUCCUCGGCUGUUGCUGUCUGCCGGGAAAGGAACCCCGACCCUUCCGUUUUGAGAGAUCUAUUCGAUCCCUUGACAGACUCAGAAGGCCGCAUUCAAACUGAAUGCCUCGACUAUCUGCUACGACGAUCCAAGGAGCCCUCUGGUCAGCCGUCCUUCUCUGAGGAGGAGAUUACCGAUUUGCUCGAGGCGGCCGUGGAUGAGAACGGAACCAAAAUCAACGUCAACGAUUUAUGUAAUUAUCUCAUCAAGUCAUGA